Messenger RNA from Papaver somniferum (opium poppy), 921 nucleotides. RefSeq names its product probable glutathione S-transferase parA. Gene Ontology annotation, biological process: glutathione metabolic process. The transcript has 2 exons. Gene Ontology annotation, molecular function: glutathione transferase activity. Bases 118 to 768 code for a protein of 216 amino acids. Gene Ontology annotation, cellular component: cytoplasm. Lineage: Eukaryota; Viridiplantae; Streptophyta; Magnoliopsida; Ranunculales; Papaveraceae. The record is from RefSeq and is a predicted model, not a curated record.
ACCUCACUGUAAAAUGGUAUUCACUCCCAUAUUACAGAACCACAAAUUUUCUCCUAUAAUUUGCUUUCUGAUUUCUAGCAUUUUCGAGCUUAUUUUCUAUCAAAAUCUAUACAAACAAUGGCAGAUGAAGUAGUUCUCUUGGAUUUCUGGCCAAGUAUGUUUGGAAUGAGGGUCAAAGUAGCUUUGGCUUUGAAAGGUAUCAAAUACGAAUACAAACAAAAAAAUCUUAGAGAUAAAAGUCCUUUGCUCUUGGAGAUGAAUCCAAUCCAUAAGAACAUCCCUGUUUUGAUUCACAAUGGAAAACCCAUUUCCGAAUCACUCAUAAUUGUUGAAUACAUUGAUGAAGUUUGGAAUGAGAAAUCUCCUCUUUUACCAACUGAUCCUUAUCAGAAAUCCCAAGCUAAGUUUUGGGCUGAUUAUGUUGACAAAAAGGUUCAACCUAAUGGAAGGAAGAUAUGGGCAAGUAAAGGAGAUGACCACGAGAUGGCUAAGAAAGAAUUUCUUGAGGGUUUGAAGGUAUUGGAAGGAGAGCUUGGAGAGAAACCAUACUUCGGUGGUGAAAAGAUUGGGUUUUUGGAUGUGGCUUUUAUUCCUUUCUAUGCAUGGUUUUAUACGUAUGAGAAAUGUGGAAAUUUUAGCAUAGAAGAAGAAUGUCCAAAGAUUGUGUCUUGGGCUAAGAAGUGCUUGGAAAUGGAGAGUGUUUCUCAGUCACUUUCUGAUUCCGAAAAGAUUUAUGAAUUUGUUCUCACCAGGCUUGCAACUGCAUAGAGUCAUGCCGAAAGCUCGCACGGUCUCUAAGGGUCUGGUCUAAGACUAAGAAUAUUACUUUAGGAAUUUAUAGUAGAGUGAUGCAAAUGUUUUAUAAUUUUUCUUGUACUUGUUUUUUUCCUUUCAAUAAAAUUUUACCUCUUUACUUCAAAA